Xenopus tropicalis (tropical clawed frog) is the source of this 1521-nucleotide messenger RNA. RefSeq names its product UBAP1-MVB12-associated (UMA) domain containing 1 (gene umad1). NCBI's taxonomy places the organism in Eukaryota, Metazoa, Chordata, Amphibia, Anura, Pipidae. The transcript is spliced from 4 exons. The record is from RefSeq and is a predicted model, not a curated record. Bases 142 to 558 code for a protein of 138 amino acids.
AUCCAGCCCCUCCCAUCUCCGUGACGCCACUGAGGGUCCUUUCCGGCAGUGGAAACACUCAUCUCCUUGGAACCCUAUCUGCGUAUGUUUGUGCCUGCGGGUCGGAGUGUGAGCUAAGCAACUGGAGGGUAUAUUCACAACAUGCUGAAUUUUUUCCGAAAAAGUCAAGAUUCAAAGAAAAGCACUGCCCAAGACAAAGAGAGUGAUGGUUUUGUUUUCCUGGGACAACCAGCUAAUGAACAGAGAAAUGAUACACCUCUGUAUCCUGUGCCAGAACUCCCAUACAGCCAGCCUUUCCAGGCAUGCCCAGACGUUCCCCAGCAGUUCAAUAGGGAGGAUCCUGGAGCCAACAAGGUUACCCACCAGACUUCAGAAGGGAAUGCUGCCAUGGCUGAGCUUCUCGGUGAUAUCCCCUUCAUAUUAGCUCCUCAUGUGCAAGAACUGCAGAACAUGUGUAGGGAACUUCCAGAGAGAGUCCCUUUCUAUAACCUUGAAGAAAAUUUUGCAAGAUUUCACUACGAUUUCAGUUUGGAGAAUUCUGUGCUUUGUGGCCUCUAAGCCCAGUGUUCAGUGGAAUGUUUCCCAUUUAUCCAUGCACAUGGGUAAGGAGACUCAUCAUCAGCAGGCUGUCAAAUAGGUUCUCUGUGUGAAAUACCUCUAGUGGUAUGAGAAUUAUCAACAAUGACUUUUUAUCUUUACUUCAGAUACUAAAUCAUUUCCGUUUUUUGUUAAACUGUCAGUAAGAGAAUAAAAGAUAUGAAAGUUGCACAGAGUAAAUGUAGAGCAAAAUCAGUGCAAAUUGGGAUUGUGUAUGAUGAAUGUACAUGGACUUGUUUACAAAUAUGCCUCCUUGCUGGUUCCAGUACCUUUAUUGCAUGGCAAUUUAUUGUGUUAAUUACCUUCUAAUUCACUUUCUGGUUCUUCAUGAUUUCCACCAUUAUAAAUUGGUGGUUAGUGAUGUCGCUUGUAUCACAUGAUUGAAACUUGUAUAUUAUAAUAAUGACAUUUUAGGGCUCUGGCACAUGGGGAGAUUAGUCCCCCGCGACAAAAUUGCCUGUUCGCGGGCGACUAAUCUCCCCGGAUUGCCAUCCCACCGGCGAAAAUGUAAAUCGCCGGUGGGAUGGCAUACGCGGCGGCGCGAUUUCACUGAAAUUGCGCCACCGUGUAUGCCAUCCCACCGGCGAUUUACAUUUUCGCCGGUGGGAUGGCAUUUCGGGGAGAUUAGUCGCCCGAGACACAGGAGAUUUGUCGCGGGCGACUUAUUUCCCCGUGUGCAAGCUCUUGCUUUUACAUGUGGGACUGCAGUUAUCUAUUUAGAGCAGGGUAUGUUGAUUGUACCAGACCAAUUGCUUUUUUUUUUUCAAGGACUGUUUACUAAACCUUUUCAGAUUUUCAUUAUCAUUUUAGUCUGAAAGGUGAAAAAAGGACUAGAAAACUCAAGGAAUGUGCUGCCCUGCAACAUGUAUUUAUUAGACCUGUUUAUAAAAUUUGAAGUGAUCUGAUCACCUUUAGUUAAUCUAU